Messenger RNA from Clonostachys rhizophaga, 1611 nucleotides. NCBI's taxonomy places the organism in Eukaryota, Fungi, Ascomycota, Sordariomycetes, Hypocreales, Bionectriaceae. The record is from the annotation of a GenBank genome assembly.
AUGAAGUCGUUUGCGAUCACUACUCUCGCUUUGGCCCACUCAGUGGCUGCCGGGCAGCUCGUCUGGCCCUCCAAAUGGGACGAGCUUGAGAAUCUUUAUACCAUGAUGUCUGGGAUCAACCGGCAGGGUUUCAUUGACGCUGUGAACCCUUGUGACUUUGCUCAAAACGAAAAAGGCCGCCACAACUCCGCACAGUGGUUGAGAACGGCCUUCCAUGACAUGGUAACACACAAUGCGGAGUUGGAAACUGGCGGUGUGGAUGCGUCCAUCUUCUUUGAAUUAGAUCGUGCCGAGAACGAAGGCAGUGCAUUCCGCAACACCUGGGGAUUCUUCAGUGGAUUCCAUACAGUUCGUUCGUCGGCCGCCGAUCUAGUAGCUUUGGGUGUGGUUACUGUCAGCGGUGCAUGCGGCGGAAAUAAGCUGCAGUACCGCGGUGGGCGGAUAGAUGCAACCGAAGCUGGCCCUUUCGGUGUCCCGGAGGCACACACUGACCUGGAUACCGUGCUGGAGACUUUCUCCAAGGCAGGGUUUACCAAGGAAGAAAUGAUAACCAUGGUUGCCUGCGGUCACACGCUCGGCGGCGUUCAUAGUGUUAACAGUCCGGAGAUUGUCGAUAUCCCCGCCGACCCUAGCAACGAUACGCUUGUCACCUUCCAAAAGGACGUUUCCAAGAUCAAUAAUGGAGUGGUCAACGAGUACCUCGACGGCUCCACAAAGAAUCCUCUGGUGGUGGCAUCCAAUGACACCUUCAACGCUGACAAGCGCGUCUUUUCCUCGGAUGGAAAUACGACCAUGACCAAGAUGCAGGACGGAAAGACCUUCCUGAAUAUGUGCGCCGACGUCUUCAACCGCAUGAUUGAUACUGUGCCAAGCAAUGUCCAUCUGAGCGAUGUCAUUGAACCGUACGAGGUUAAGCCGUAUGUCAGCCAGCUCCUUCUGACCGAGGGCGGCGAUAUCACUUUCACAGGCUACCUUCGCUUCCGAGUCACGGAAGGCUCAGGUCGAAAAUGCAAUGAUAUAGCUGCUGAUCUCAUCUACUACGAUAGAGAUGGGGCUCAAGAGCACGUGGUUACUGCCGUCAAGGAAACCUAUAAGCUCGGCCUCAGCAUUGGCCUCCAUGGUGAAUCAUUCAUCAACUUCAAUUUCAAGACUACUGUAAAGGGCGCGACCGGAAUUAGCAAAUUCACUAUUCGUGAAACUACACCUUCCACUAACGAAACUGUCAUAUAUGACAACCAAGGAACAGGCGGAUACCCCGUGGACGAUACUGUUUUGUACCAGCUGUCUGAUUCCUGCUUCGACUCUGGUAACAUCGUUGAUGGGAUGAUUCCCGUGUCUGUCUUUGCCAUGGUCCGCGAGGAUGAGGCUUCCAAGCCUCUGACUUUGGAAGUCGUCCAUAAGAAGAAGCGUGAUGUUGCUGUUACUCCAGCCCUGGAAUGGGAGACGGUGAAUUUCGAAUCUACCGGUGUGAAGAACAAUGGGUGGGUAGAAUUCAGAGCAGCUACAAAGGUUGAGGGAACGACUACUUUUGAUAUUGUACUGGGAGGCGAGAGGCGGCCGACCGUCGAGUUCUUAAAAACAGGACCGAUGCCCAAAACUUGCACAAAAUAA